Arabis nemorensis is the source of this 1044-nucleotide messenger RNA. The record is from the annotation of a GenBank genome assembly. NCBI's taxonomy places the organism in Eukaryota, Viridiplantae, Streptophyta, Magnoliopsida, Brassicales, Brassicaceae.
AUGAAUCCUUCAAAGAAUAAGCUCUCCGCUCCUCGGAUGUUGGUGAAUUGCUCCGGUUGCAAGAUGCCUCUCCAGCUCCCGUCCGGCAUUCGAUCCAUUCGCUGCGCUCUCUGCAAGACCGUUACUCAUAUCGCCCCCUCUACUCGCAUCCAAGCUCCUCCUUCCGGUAAGCUACCUCACCCACAUGGCAAGAAGAGGGCCGUGAUCUGUGGUGUUUCGUACUUUAACUCUCGCUCCGUGCUCAAAAGCUGCCUCAAAGACGCCAAAUGCAUGCGUCAGCUUCUCAUUAACAACCUCAAAUUCCCUCCUGAUUCCAUUAUCAUGCUCACCGAGGAAGAACCUCAUCCGCUGCAUAUCCCUACCAAGCAAAACAUAAGGAUGGCUUUGUAUUGGCUUGUGAAGGAAGGAUGUACUACAGGCGACUCACUUUUCUUUUACUUCUCGGGUCAUGGUUCGCAGCAAAGAGAGUACAACGGUGAUGAAGUUGAUAGCAAAAAUGAAACACUGUGCCCUCUGGAUUUUGUAACUGAAGGGGACAUUUUAGAUGAUGAGAUAAACGCAACUAUUGUUCGCCCUCUUCCACAUGGUGUCAAGCUCCAUUCGGUCAUCGAUGCUUGCCAUAGUGGUACAGUGAUGGAUUUACCAUACCUAUGCAGAAUGAACACAGCCGGGCAGUAUGUGUGGGAGAAUCAUAAGCCAAAGUCAGGUGAGUGGAAGGGAACAGCUGGAGGAGAAGCCAUAUCAAUCAGUGGAUGUGAUGAUGAUCAGCUUUCCGAUGACACAGGAUUGCUGUCAAGGAUCACCUCUACAGGUGCUAUGACUUUCUGCUUUAUUCAAGCGAUAGAACGCAGCGGCGCACAAGGCAUAACCUAUGGAAACAUUAUGAAUUCGAUCCGUACCACAUUAAAGAACCCCCCUGUUAAGGGUAUUGGUCCUAUGCUGACAAGGAUAAGCAAGCGUCUUGGUCCUGGGGGAUAUAAACAGGAUCCUCAACUGACUGCUUCUGAACUGUUCGAUAUCUAUGCAAAGAAAUUCACUCUCUAG